AUGGACGAACCGCUCGGGCGUCCGGGCGUGAUGGAGGACCUCUGGAAUCCUGCCAAGGCGGCGCGGCACCUGCUCGCGGGCGACGGCGGUGCGGUGUACGCGCUGCCACGCUGGAGGCUCGUCGUUCUGAUGGUUUGCGUCGUCCUGACGUCCAUCACGUUCACGGUCGGGCUCGGUGCUCUCAAGCGAUGGCUCCAUCGCUCCAGCCGCGUCGGUGUUGCUUGGAUGCUCAAGGCCCUCGAGGAGGAGCUGCUGGCCCUCGGCUUCAUAUCCUUGCUUCUGUUUGCCAUCCAAGAAGAACUCCUCAAGAUUUGCGUGCCCUGCGACGACCAGACAUGCGACGACCCCCUCCACAAAGACGACGCGUGCCCGGACGGCUCCGAGCAGUUCUUCACACGCGGCGCGAUCCACAGCGUGCACCUCCUCAUCUUCCUCAUCGCGUGCACCCACGUGACGUACCUCUUCUUCUCCCUCCUCGUCGUGCUGCUCAAAAUGCGCCGCUGGGUGCCCUGGGAGCAGCACGCGUCCGCUGCGGCGCGCCACGGCCUCGAGCUGGACCUGCGCUCGCGGCGCGUGGCCGACCGGAAGACCUCGCGCGCGCUGCGGCGCAUCCGGCACUACGCCCACGCGGUCAUGGGCACCGUGAUGGAUCACAUCGAGGAAGCUGAUUACCACGCGCUGCGCACGAUCGUGGUCCAGGGUCUCGGGAUCCACGUGGACUUCGACUUCCUGCACUACCUCGUCAUGGGCGUCGAGGAGGAGUACGCCCAGUUCUUCAGAGUGGGGUGGAUCAACUGGGUGCUCGUCGCGGUGUGGGUCGUGGUGCCCUACUCCGCCUACAUCUUCGCCAUCCUCUCCCUCCUCGCCACCGUCGUCGCCGGGUACAAGCUCUCCUCGAUUGCAAACAUUCUCGCCAACCAAGCUUUUCUCGAGUACGGAAGCACGAUCCCAGCGCCCGGCGCGCGCCCGGCGCGCGAGGACGCGCGCGCAACAUCGCGCCAGCCCGCGCGGCCCGCGCGCCGCCGGAACCUCGAGCGCGCGUCCGCGACGGUGUUCGACAGCGUGGUGCCGCACCCGGGGGAAGAUGGCCGCCCAAUCGGCGACCUGCUGCCCGGGCCGCCGGCGACGAUGAAGCGCGGCGGCGGACUGCUGCGGCAGGCGACGCUUCGGAAGGCCGCGGAGGGCGCCGCGCCGUCGGCGCGGCCGUGGUGGACGCACGCGCCGUCUGCGGCGCAGCCGCCGUCGUCGCGGGCCGCGCACGUGGCGGAGCCGGGCCAGCCUGCGACGCUGAACGGCGGGAGUGACAGCGAAGCGAACAAGUCUGAUUCCGGGACGGAGGCGUCGCGGCAUAAGUCUGCGCAUAAGGCGGCGGCCGCGGCGAGCGCUGCGGCGGAGCGGAGGCAGCAGCGCGAGGGGCGGACCCGGGCGCCCGGGAAGGCGGCCGCGCACUUGCCGGCGGUUCUGUCGCUGAAGAAGCGCGGCGCGUCCGAGGGCGGCGAGGCCCUGGCGCACUCGUUGUCGGCGCAGCGCUCGCGGGCGGCCGCGGGACGCCCGCAGGUGAACGGUGUCGCGAACGGGCUGCAGCGGCGGAGCAUGCGCGAUCCAAACUCGACGCUCGAGGACAUCCAGGAGAACAAAGUCCACGUUCCGGACGACGUCGGGCGCCGCGUCCGCGCGCCGUCGUCCCCGCGCUCUCACUGCAUCUCCGACGGGCACUCCGCCGAGGGCGUGACCGUGCACGGCGGCAUCCACGGCUGGCUCAAGCGCACGGCGGGCGCGGACCUCGACCCCGGCACCGCACCGCGCCCCGCGGCGCUGCUGCAGAUCGCGGGCGAGUGCGGGUUUCUUGGCAACGACCCCGACGAACUGGAUCGCGCGCAGCGCGAGCUGGACGCGGUGGUCUCGGACCACCGCGCCGCGCCGAUCGAGAUGGAGGAGGGCGUCUCGCAGCGCCGCGCGCUGGGGCUCACACGCAGCACGAACCUACGGCGGGCACCCGCCGCCAAGCCGGCCCCGCCGCCGCCGCCGCCGCCGCAGCCGCAGCGCGCGCAGCCGCGCCACCGGGCGUCCGCGGAGGGCCGCCCCCUGCACUCCCGCAUCAUGGCGCGCUCCAUGACCGUCCCGUCCCGUCGGGGGGGGUCUAUGGACGAGCCCGAUGGUCCGGAGAAGGUGUCGCAGGAUUCCACGGAGGCGAUGUCGGGGGGGGCGUCGCCGCGGGAGCGGCGCGCGACGGAGGACGGGUCCGGGGUGGAGGAGGCCGGGCGCGGGCGCGGGCAGCGCGCGGGGCUGCUGAGCACGUCAGCGCUCAUCCGGGGGCGUCCCGAGGAGCUGUUUUGGUUCUCGCAGCCGAUUUUGCUGCUGCGGAUGCUGCAGUUCUCGUUCUUCGAGAACGCGCUGUCGAUCGCGGUCGUGCUGCUCCUCGCGUGGGUCGGCCGCGAGGAGGAGGGGGGGGCGUCGGAGAUCCUCCCUGGCUCAGUGCCGUGGUUCAUGCUGCUCACGCUGCUCACGGUCGACGUCGCGGUGAUGAUACACGCGAGCUGGGUGUCGGUGCCGCUCUACGGCAUCGUGUCGCGCGCCGCCGCCUCGACACGUCUGUCGGUGUUGCGCUACUUCAACGACUCGCAAAUCAAGCCGCAGCUGCUGCGGCACCUGCAGCAGCAGCGCGGCGCCGGCAGCCUGGUCGAGGAGCGGCCGAAGCGCGCGGACAGCCGGACGUCGAAGGCGGGUGGCAGCAGCGCCGGCGGCGACCGGCGGCGCACGCUGGCGCGCAACAGCAUCGGCAAGCGGCUGGUCGGGGUGUCGCAGCAGCUCAUGCGCGGCGUGGGGAAGCUCGCGAACGCCAGCCUCGGGAUCACCGAGGACGGCCUGGCCAGCCCCGUGCAGCGCGCCUCCACCGCCAAGCUCAUGGACGCGGUCGUCAAGAGCGCGCAGGCGCGCGCGCCGGGCGCCGUCGCCGUGCGGCCGGUCGGCGGAGCAGCGUCGCUCGCGUCCGACGCGGACGACCACGAGCAUCCGACUGCCGACAACCUCGUGAGAAAGUCGAUUGAUCACGCGCUGGGCCUGUAUCCCGGGGAGCAGGCGCCACCCGCGAGGCGCACGGCGGGCUCGCAGGCCGGGGACGUGCCCGCGGAGGCCGUCGACCACGUCGCGGGCGCCGCGGCCGCGGCCGCGGCCGACGUGGGGUUGUCUCCGGAUAACAUCCCCAUGGACUUGCUGUUCGAGAAACUCGGGUAUAACAAACCCGGGGCGGGCGAACAGCCAGCUGCGGGGGUGCCCGUCGUUGAUCUGGCGCCGUCGUCGUCGCUGUUGGGCGGGGAGGUGCCCUCGCAGCGGGACGCGUUCGACAGCGAGGCACGUUGCACGGAGGGCCCCGACGACGACGAUGACGACGACGGAGGGGCGCGUGUGUGA
This is a messenger RNA of Pedinophyceae sp. YPF-701, 3411 nucleotides long. NCBI's taxonomy places the organism in Eukaryota, Viridiplantae, Chlorophyta, Pedinophyceae. The record is from the annotation of a GenBank genome assembly.